This is a messenger RNA of Scophthalmus maximus (turbot), 1133 nucleotides long. RefSeq names its product regulator of microtubule dynamics 1 (gene rmdn1). The coding region runs from base 6 to 929 and encodes 307 amino acids. The record is from RefSeq and is a predicted model, not a curated record. Gene Ontology annotation, molecular function: microtubule binding. The transcript is spliced from 10 exons. Gene Ontology annotation, cellular component: spindle microtubule; cytoplasm; mitotic spindle pole. NCBI's taxonomy places the organism in Eukaryota, Metazoa, Chordata, Actinopteri, Pleuronectiformes, Scophthalmidae.
ACUCGAUGGCUGCGAGAGUGUUGAUGCGGUUCGUGAGCAGCAGGACUUUAACGCAGUCCCGUGCGAGAGGCGCCGGUGUCAGGGGAACACACCGCUUCUAUUGGACCACUUCCAGAAGCGCUGCUGCUGCUCUCACUAGUGGACGAGCUGCGUUGCUCCUGGGGCUCCCUGCUCUCUCCUGCCUGGGGUAUGAAGCUUAUCGCCGGGUGCAGGGGUCAGCCGUGCUGCACGCCGUCGGAAAAGAGGAGGUUCUGGAGCAGGCCGACUACCUGUACAGCUGCGCGGAGACGGAGAAACUCUACCAGCUGCUGCUGCAGCACAAGGACAGUGAUGAUGCAGAGUUCCUGUGGAGGCUGGCCCGGGCGUCCCGUGACCUGACCCUCCUGCCCGGCAUGGAGGGCAAGCGGAAGAAGCAGCUGACAUUCGAGGCCUUUGAAUAUGCCAAGAGGGCACUAGAGAAAGAUGAAAAAUGUUUCGCUGCACACAAAUGGUACGCCGUAUGCCUCAGUGACGUCGGGGACUACGAGGGAAUCAAAGUGAAAAUUGGGAACUCGUACAUCAUCAGGGAACACCUAGAGAGGGCCAUCGAGCUCAAUGCCAAAGAUGCCACUUCCUUACACAUCUUGGGUUACUGGUGCUUUGCUUUUGCCGAGCUGCCGUGGUAUCAGCGCAAGGUGGCGGCUGCUCUUUUUUCAUCCCCGCCUGUGGCCACUUACGAGGAGGCUUUGGAAUUCUUCCUGAAAGCUGAAGAAGUUGAUCCCGACUUCUACAGUAAAAACCUGCUGAUGCUGGGGAAGACCUACAUGGCCAUGAAAGACAAGCAGAGAGCAGAGCUCUGGUUGACCAAAGCGAAAGAUUACCCUGCUCAUACGCUGGAAGACAAAGAGGUCCAUAAAGAAGCCGUCGAUCUCCUGAAGAAACUAGGAUGAAGCUCCGUUCACCUCCCGGUGCAACAUGAUGCCUUCCAUAGCGUUUAGACUGUUAAUUAUUGCUCACACAAUUAGCCAGUGUCCAUACGUCCAUUUAAAACCACAAUAUACACUUACAAAUAGUGAACUCUAUCUGAACAUUUGCUUCUACUGUGACUGUAGUUUGUGUAGUGUUUUAUAAAUAAAUUACAUUUUUAAAUCAAA